This is a messenger RNA of Schizophyllum commune H4-8, 2118 nucleotides long. RefSeq names its product subtilisin-like protein. The transcript has 9 exons. Bases 59 to 1765 code for a protein of 568 amino acids. Gene Ontology annotation, biological process: proteolysis. The record is from RefSeq and is a predicted model, not a curated record. Gene Ontology annotation, molecular function: tripeptidyl-peptidase activity; serine-type endopeptidase activity. NCBI's taxonomy places the organism in Eukaryota, Fungi, Basidiomycota, Agaricomycetes, Agaricales, Schizophyllaceae.
CGCGUCGCUGGCUGCAUAGAAACCUCAAGACGCAUCCUUGUCUUGCCCCCAAGCCAACAUGCGUCUCUCCCUCUCUGCAGCCGUUGUCGCCGCCCUGGUGCUGAGCGUGCUCGCUACGCCCACCCCUCGGGGAGGCCUGCGACUGUUUGAGAAGCGCGAUGAGCUGCCUAGCGACUUCGUUAGGAACGGUGCCGCUGCGCCCGACACGAAGCUCGAUAUGCGCAUCGCGCUCAAGAUGGCGGACCGCGACGGCCUCGAAGCCGCGUUGUUCGACGUCAGCACGCCGUCGAGCGACAACUACGGGAAGCACCUAUCGCAGGAUCAGGUUAAAGCCUAUGCCGCUCCGUCCGCCGAGACCAUGAGCACGAUCAGCGACUGGCUCAAGUCAGAAGGCAUCAACUUCGACGUGAACGGGGAGUACGGCGACUGGGUCUCCUUCAGCAUCCCCGUCUCCCAGGCGAACGACCUCUUCGGCGCGUCGUACGAGAACUUUGUGCACGUGCCCAGCGACACAACCCAGGUCCGCACGCUCGCCUUCUCCCUCCCCGAAGCGCUGCACGACGUCGUCGACGCCGUGUACCCGACCACGAGCAUCGUCCGGCCGCACACCGGGCCCGUGCGCAUGGUUGAGGCGCAGCUGCAGCCGACGAGCGACAUCGCCCCGGGCUCGGACGCGAGCGUGCCCUCGUCAUGCAACUCGCAGAUCACACCGGCGUGCUUGCAGGCGCUUUACGGCAUCCCGACGACGGCCGCGACGCAGUCCAGCAAUGUCCUCGGUGUCACGGGCUUCAUUGAGCAGUACGCGCAGCAGGCGGAUCUCUCGCAGUUCUUGUCGCUCUUCCGCAAGGACCUGCCUUCGAACACAAGCUUCACUCUCCAGACGCUGGACGGUGGCUCAAACCCGCAGGGCAGCCGCUACGCGGGUACUGAGGCUGACCUCGACAUUGAGUACACCGUUGGUAUCGCCACGAAGGUCCCCACCACCUUCAUCUCGGUUGGCGAGAACAACGCCGAUGGCGUAUCUGGCUUCCUAGACAUCAUCCAGACCCUCACUAGCGAGAGCAACCCCCCGCAGGUUUUGACGACGAGCUAUGGCUUCAACGAGCCUGACCUUGGUUCCUCUUUGGCUACGCGGAUUUGCGAUGCGUACAUGACCCUGGGAGCGCGUGGCGUGUCAUUGUUGUUCUCGUCCGGAGACGGCGGUGUGUCCGGCAGCCAGUCCCAGAGCUGCACUACCUUCAUCCCUACGUUCCCUGGAACUUGCCCUUACAUCACGUCUGUCGGCGGCACCAUCAACGUUCCCGAAACCGCCGUCGACUUCAGCGGCGGAGGCUUCUCCCGAUACUUCAACCGCACCGACUACCAGGCCGACGCUGUUGAGGCCUACCUCUCCACCCUCGGCAGCACGAACUCGGGCAAGUACACCUCCACCGGCCGCGCCUUCCCCGACGUCGCGGCCAUGGGCGACAACGUCGCGAUCGUGUACCAGGGCGGCACGUACCUCAUCGGCGGCACGUCGGCGUCGUGCCCCAUCUUUGCGAGCGUCAUCUCGCUGAUCAACGACCGCCUGAUUGCGGCGGGCAAGUCGCCGCUUGGCUUCCUGAACCCUUGGGUCUACGAGAACCCUCAGGCUUUCAACGAUAUUGCUACGGGAAGCAACCCUGGCUGCAACACCGACGGUUUCCCGUCCGUCGCCGGCUGGGACCCCGUCACCGGUUUGGGCACGCCCAACUUCGACGCUAUGCUCAGCGCCGCAGGGCUGUAGAAUAUGUAACGAUGGACAUGAACAAUGUAUAGGGUUGUGUUUGUUGUACAUUUUGGGUAAUGAGAAUUACACGACGGACUCGCCGUUCUCUGUUCCAUCGCGGUCGUUCGAAGACAGCUUGACAAUCCUGGUGCGCCUCACCUCGAGGGCGUCUUGACCAAAGUACCGGGGGGUCUCGAAGCUCCAGUCAAUAUUGCCGCGAAGCCAGCAUCCGAUACCAUUCACAUAUCGCGCCACCGCCACGUCCGUUUCCGGAUCCCAGGAUGGCAAGUUCUUCCGGCCAUGCUCGUAUUGGCUGAAGAGUCGCGUGUAAACCUCGCCAACGUAGUCCGCAGCGCCCUGAAUGUCAAGGC